UUUUGAGAUUUGAAUAUUUUGGAGCGCGUCAGUCAACAGUUGCGUUCUGCUGCCAGCGCAAAUGUUUUGUUUCGGUAUUCCGUGGUUUGAUAUCCAUACAUUUGAAUAUCACCGGUUUUAGUAUGAUCCCUUCAACUUGGGAUGAGCUUAGAAUACAAGCUCGAAUACUGGAGAGCGAGAUUGAUUCAAAAUUAGCUGCUUUUGGUAAAAUUGGAACUCGACCAGUAGAACACAAACACAUUCCUCGUUUUACCAAUUCUGGAAUAAUCAGUAAAAGCAAUGUAAUCCCAGAAGUACCGUCACAUGUAGAUUUCGACACAAACUUCAACGUAAUGUGCAAUGAAAUAGAAGAACAACUGCAGAGACUUACCCAAAUCAAUGAACGGAUGGCAACUUUUGUCCCUGAAACAGAAACUACACCUACCUCUUUUGAUAGUACUGCACGAAACCCACUCAAUUCUACUAAUAUGGCAGCUGGAAGACUUAGUCAACUGCAUACAGCUAAACGACAUCGUGAAAUUCUUCGUGAUUAUUCUCAGGAGUUUCGUCAAACUAAAGCUAAACUCAUUGCUGCACGUGAACGUGAAAACCUUCUAGGAUCUGUUUAUCGAGACACAAACUCCACAACUGUAAAUCUAAGCGGUGAUUUUACUUCAAAACCUCAAUCUGAUGUAGAUUCUUCCGGUGGUAAUCAACGUUCCGGUUUACAGUCAAAUAUAUCUAGUUCAACUCGUUUACUUCUAGAUGAACAAGAAAAAUACCAUCGCUCUAAUCGUCUGUUGGAUGAACAUUUAGCUGCAGCAUCAACAAUACGAGCCGCAUUACGUGCCCAACGCUUCGCACUACGCACUGCCUCAACAGGUCUAUCGAAUUUAAGUUCCCGUUUUCCACAGGUAAAGAAACUGAUCAAUAAAAUUGACUGGAGACACAAGCAAGACUCAAUUGUUUUGGGGCUAGUCAUUGGUUGUUGUGUUGUGUUUCUGCUAAUUUACCGCUUCUUUUGAGUUAUAUGCAUAUAUAUUACUUAUUUUUUUAGAAGGUAGUACUGUGAUGUUUUCACUAAUAUCUUGUAAUUUCAAAGUACGAAUGAGGUGCGUGUGAGUAUGUACAUGUAUUUCUGCUAUUGUUGAUAUUAUUAUUACUAAUCCCUUACUUUUCAUGUUGCCAAUAUCUUCUCACUAAUAGUAUCUGAAGUUUGGUUUUUCAAGUUGAUACACAAUGUUUAGCUUUCACAAAUAGAGGGGUCUUAAAAAAUGGAAUAAACAAGCUAUAUCCCAAGUCUAUUGAUAAAAACCUAACCAAACAUGUUUAGACAUGUUCUAAAAUAGUUCCUGUAAAUCGGCAUGGAGCAAACCCAGGGUAUCUUAAGGAGAAUAUCUCCAUAAACAUAUUGAAUUAACAUAAUAAAAAUCUUAUGGGAAUUGCUAUAAAUAGGGGGAAUGUUUUAUGCACACC
Messenger RNA from Schistosoma intercalatum, 1455 nucleotides. The record is from the annotation of a GenBank genome assembly. NCBI's taxonomy places the organism in Eukaryota, Metazoa, Platyhelminthes, Trematoda, Strigeidida, Schistosomatidae.